Molecule: messenger RNA, 924 nt
Organism: Asparagus officinalis (garden asparagus)
Lineage: Eukaryota; Viridiplantae; Streptophyta; Magnoliopsida; Asparagales; Asparagaceae
Product: SWR1 complex subunit 6
Exons: 4
Coding region: 168-689 (173 amino acids)
Biological process (GO): chromatin remodeling
Cellular component (GO): Swr1 complex
Molecular function (GO): nucleosome binding
Source: RefSeq, a predicted model, not a curated record
AACCUCCUCCUAAUUUCUAGACGCCCCUCUUUGUUCUCUUCCCCCGCGUUCUCAUUCGCCAAAAUCCGGUAAAAAGUUUUCAUUUUCGCGACAAAAUCUCACCUUCUCCUCGCAAAACCCUAACGCUAACCCUAACCCUAAACCUAGAUUCUGAUAGCUUUGCUGAAAUGGAGGAGGAGGAGAACAUCGGCCCCUUUCGCCGGACCUCGUCCCGGACACGGAAGAUGGCGGGAAAGAUGGCCGCCGCUCUCGCCAGCACCGACAAUCGAACUCAGGCGGCACUUGCACGUCUUGAGGCUUUAGAAAAUGACAAUGCUGGAGUUGAGGUAGUAGAUCUUAAUGACGAUGGUGAUGCUUCUCUGGAUGAUGAUGAUAUAGUGUUCACAAAGAAACAGUCGAAGAGUACAAAGCGCAAAACCAGACAGGCAAAAGCAUUGGAGAAUGCAAAGAAGGCACCUAGGACAUUCUUGGAGGUGUUACAUGAGGCAAAUCUGGAAUCUUUACCUCCACAUGUUCCUACUUAUUUGAGGGCAGCAGUGGGGCCACCAAGUGCUAACUCUCGUCGUCAUUUUUGCACUGUGUGUGGUUUUACCGCCAACUAUACAUGUGUGAAGUGUGGAAUGCGUUUCUGUUCAUGUCGUUGUCAGGUCAUUCAUGAUGAUACACGGUGUUUGAAGUUUGUAGCCUAGUCUCGUUUCUUCUGGACUUGGUUCAUAGACUCAGCGCAGGUCAGGAUUCCCUACAAUUAUGCUAGUUAACUGUCUGUAUACUGCUGUACCUUAUCCAAAGUGAUCAAAAUAUGUAGUGAGUCUUAUAUAACUUGAUGUAUGUUUUCUCUAUGGAGGAUAUUUUUGUCAGAGCAGUUUUUGCUUGGAAGAGUAUGUGUUAUCUUACCCUAACUUUGCACUUACCUCUUUUACCUUC